Molecule: messenger RNA, 1121 nt
Organism: Suillus discolor
Lineage: Eukaryota; Fungi; Basidiomycota; Agaricomycetes; Boletales; Suillaceae
Exons: 15
Coding region: 254-1072 (272 amino acids)
Source: RefSeq, a predicted model, not a curated record
AGAUCGUGUUUCGGACUGCUAGUAUAUACUAGUGUGACUAUCCGUUACUUUUCGUGAUAUGAGUUGCGACUCACGUAACCUACUAGGCCACCGUGCCACCACAUCAGUUUCACGUUCUAUAAUUUGUUUUGAUCACCUGCAGCUGUGCAUUUGAUUGGAAUUUGGCACAGCGAAUGAGUUGGAUCAAACUAAAAUCAUGUAAGCGUAUAAAAGAACGAGUCCUGUAACUUUAUCCACAUAGCGCGAGCGUGCGAUGGCCGCACCCAUAGUCAAUACAGGAAUUCAGACGUCGAAGUAUUGCAAUGUGGCCGGUCUAGGAGUUUUGAUUUUUGACUAUUUCUUAACGCUCGAACCUGAGAUUCGAUGGACAUGGAACAGGCGCUGGAACAUCACUCGUAUUCUUUUUGUAAUUUCACGCUACAUGGCCUUUGCAGCAGCUGGCAUGACUACAUAUGCUGCCAUUGCUACACGAGCGAACGAGAAUUGCACAAACUUCAGCAGGGCUUCAAAUGCAAUUCAUAUCAUCAGUAUUAUAGCUGGUGAAGGUCUUUUGAUCAUUCGUACAUAUGCGUUCUGGAGGAAGAACAACAAGCUCUUGGCAGUGUUGCUAGUAUUGGCAGUAAUUUGCAUUGCGUGUGGUGUCGGUCUCACAGAUUUUGUCGGUGGCCUACUAGCGGUGCCCGCAAACCCUUCGGCUCCCCCCACAAGCAACUGCACUUUUCAAGCGGGUCAGAGCAGUGCCAUUCAAUAUGGCUUUCUCGCGGCCUACGAAAUAUUGCUGUUGUCUUUAAUGGUGUUCAAAAGAUAUAAAGACUACAGAGAUUAUACCAGUCGUCUGGUGAGAGUAGUCUUCCAGGGCGGAGUAUGGUAUCUGGCUCCCAUCAUCUCUGUUUCUGUGGCCAAUACACUCAUUACAGUUCUGGUGCCGCAAUCAUAUAACGAGAUGCUGGACUUGCCACAACUUGUCCUCCACAGUAUGUUGGCAUCCCGUGUACUCUUUAGUCUGUAUGCAAGUGAACAGGGUGAAUUAGAUGAGACGACAUUACAGAUAUCGACAUUUUGUUCAACUUAGUACAAUAAAAGGCAUACCUCACUUGGACUUGAUUGGUUAUCCUACAAUU